Messenger RNA from Pichia kudriavzevii, 1938 nucleotides. RefSeq lists its product as uncharacterized. Gene Ontology annotation, cellular component: nucleolus. NCBI's taxonomy places the organism in Eukaryota, Fungi, Ascomycota, Pichiomycetes, Pichiales, Pichiaceae. Gene Ontology annotation, biological process: maturation of SSU-rRNA from tricistronic rRNA transcript (SSU-rRNA, 5.8S rRNA, LSU-rRNA). The record is from RefSeq and is a predicted model, not a curated record. The coding region runs from base 1 to 1938 and encodes 645 amino acids. The transcript has a single exon.
AUGAAGUCGCCUAUUGUUGUGUCGCCCUCCUUGGGGUCCACUUUUGUUGCAGCCAGCAUUGCACGACCAGAUAAGACGAGUAUCGAUGUGCUCCCCUUGGACUAUCUUUUGGCACAUAAGGAAGGAGAAGAAGAAGAAAAAGGAGAAGGAGAAGGAGGUUUAUCACCUCAACCGGGCAAGUUUGAAAUUGAUUUCCUCAAUGGCGAGCAGGUGGCUGCCUUCAAAUGGCUCAGGGUUCCUAAAGGUAGUGACGAAAGGGGAUCAACUGCAGCUACAGCAGCACCAAAUGUCUCAAAGAGAAGGAGAGACUCAUUUCCUUUGGAAAAGACAACUCCCGACUUUAUUGACUACCUUGUAAUACUACUAACAACUGGCGAAAUCCUGGUUUAUUCGACCUUUUUAAAGGAAUUCACUAACAAGAUCUCCUCCGAUUCGAACUUUUCCGCUAUGGAGGUGAUGUCCAAUACUGGUGAUCAUAAUAUAGUAGUUUUCGAUUCUUCAGUUUCAUCGGUCAAAUUCUUUCAAUCAAAUUCUCCUCAAAUUGUAUCUACAAUUCCUUUCAAAGAAGAUGCCAACAUCUCAUGUAUUCUAUCACUUGAAAAUGACGAUCUUCAAUUAAACUUGAUUCUGGCAUCCAGCUCUGCCAUUUAUAUUAUCAAUUUGAAGGGGGAAAUCAUUGACAAGAUCGAUAUCUCAUUGCCAGAAUCGGGAACUGUGAAUUCCAAACAAAGGCUACCUGCUUUCGAUAAUUCAACACCUAUUUUGAAAAUGGCAAAACAUAAGAAUGAGGACAUUCUUUACCUGACUCGUAAAAAUAAUGCCAUUAUACAAGUUGUUGAUUUGAAGAGUAAAACAUCGAGAUUUUUAACUGCAUCAACAACAAUCACAGAUAUCUCUAUCCUUAGAACAAAUAACUCCUAUAUUAUUGCAGCUACACUAUUAGGGGGUUCGGUUGAAUUGUUUUCGCCUAGAAGUGAGGAAACUUCAAGUUAUGCACGGUUGGAAAUUGAAGGCGGUAAAGAUAUUGGGAAGUUUGUAGGGUUGUUAGACUCCAAUAAUAUUAUUGAUGGUGUAUAUAAAGGUGUAUGGUAUGAUCAUUUCAAUAUUCAAAUCACAGAUAUUGAGUUUGAUGACAUUUCUGCGUUGGAUGGUACAAUACGGAUAACCGUCACCAAUUCCGGAGAUGACGAGUUAUUAGAAUUGUCGGAUGGAGAAAGUAGUGGAAACGAUGAAUACUAUGAGGCCGAUGAAACUUUUACCAAGCCUAAGAAUGUCGAUAAUUUACAAUGCACGGAUUUGAAGGAGUUCUCCCAAUUAAUAAGGCAAAAACUGAUAUUACCAGAUCUUGAUAACGAACGAGAUGACGUGAAUAAGAAUGAAUAUUUCACCGAGCUCUUGGCCCAAAACACAACAUUUGCGAAACCCAUUAUUCACACUCUAUCGGUUGACGAAACUAAGAUCCUGUUCAAUAGAGUUGCCUAUCUAGUAUCGCAAUUUCCAAGCUCAAUUAACCAAGAUUUUACAAUUGUAUCGAAUGUCAAACAGUGGUUAAAAUGGAUCUUGAUUCUCCGUGGCUCUGCAAUCAUUAAUGACGAUGAGUCCAUUGGGUGGUUGAAGCUCCUGCGGUCUGAGUUCAACCAAGAAGCAAAGGUGUUGAACAACAUGGUCAAACUUACUGGUAAACUGACGUUACUUAAGGACCAGCUAGAGAUCCGUAAAGAAAUGAUGAAGGCAGCCGGUAGUAACGGCGAAGCCGAUGGAGAAAACGAGGCGGAUGAUGUCAAUAAUGACUCUGGCAGUGACUCGGAAGACGAUGCCAUUAAUGUCAUGGAUGGCGAAGGAGGAUUUGGUGAAGAAGAAGCUGACGACGACGACAGUGACAAUGAGGAUGAUGAUGAGGAUGAUGAUGAAGCUGACGACAAUGCCGCCACUGAGUAG